AUGGCGCCACCAGUUUUGCGUCCUGAGAAUGCUCUCAAAAGAGCCGAGGAGCUGAUUUCGGUCGGCGACCCUUUGGCUGCGCUGCAAUCGCUUUACGCUUACUUGUCGAUGAGAAGAAUCCGUUUCGCACAACCUCAAUCUCUGGAACCCAUUGUAUUCAAAUUCUUAGAAUUGGGUGUAACCUUGAAGAAGGGAAAGAUCAUCAAGGAUGGUUUACAUCAAUAUAAGAAGAACAUGCAGAUUAGCCCCGAGGGGUUGAGCUCUGUGGGUGUUGUCUCGCGUAAGUUUAUCGAUUUGAUCGAAGUUAAGAUCGCUGAAGAACAAACUAAAGCCGAUGAAUUGGAACAGAACGACGCUGAUGAAGAUUUAGAAGGUGGUGUUACUCCAGAAAACCUCUUGAUUUCUGCUGCUGAAGAAGAGCAAUCUGUUGCUGGGUUUAACGAUGAAGCCCUCACCUCGUGGUUGAGAUUUACAUGGGAAUCGUACCGUGCCGUUUUGGACUUGGUCAGGAACAACUCGCAGCUAGAACUUACGUACUCUGGUGCGGUUAACAGAACCAUGAAUUUUUGUCUGAAAUACAACCGUAAAAACGAAUUCAAGAGACUAGCCGAGAUGUUGCGUCAACAUUUGGACUCUGCUAAUUACCAGCACAAGUACAACAACUAUACUGUCGAUUUGUCUGAUGCAAGCACUCUCCAGCGCUAUCUAGACCAACGUUUUCAACAAGUGAACGUUUCUGUUAAGUUGGAAUUGUGGCACGAAGCUUUUAGAUCAAUUGAAGAUGUUCACCAUUUGAUGGCCAUGUCUAAGCGUUCUGCAAAGCCCCCUGUUUUAGCUAACUAUUACGAGAAUUUGGCGAAGAUCUUUUUCGUCUCUGGUAACUAUUUGCUUAAUGCUGCCGCCUGGGAGAAGUUUUACAAGUUGUAUUUGACCAAUCCAAAGGCCACGAAACAAGAUUUCCAAUUCUAUGCUUCGACUUUCAUGCUAGCUAGUCUCUCUAUUCCAAGUGAUGAGCUUCCAGUGGUUGGAUUCGAUCCAUUAAUUCGUUUGUGCAACUUAUUGAGCUUGGAGUCCAAGCCAACCAGACAACAACUAAUUGGUGCUGCUACUGAGGAUUCCGUUUUCUCUGAAGUUGACGACGAGGUAAAGCAAUUGCACUCUCUACUUGGUGAAAAAUUCGACAUUAAGACAAUCAAGGAUGAACUUACCCAAUUGCUACCAGCCUUAGAAGCUAAGGCUUACUUUCAACAGUACGCUGUUCCCUUGAGAAACUUCAUCAUCAAAAAGUUGUUCAUUGGUAUCUCAGAGGCCUACGAGACUAUCGAAUUCGAAGAAUUAGUCUCUAUGGUAACGCUACCAGGUCCAUUCAACUUAACACGCCUACAAAUCGAAAAAUCUUUGAUGCAGGCGGCUAUGGAAGAUUACGUGACUUUUACCAUUGACCACGAAGCUGACGCCGUUACUUUCAGCAAGGAUCCAUUUGAGGCCUUGGCUGCUGUUGCUGGUGCUUCUGCACUCGCGGAAGACGUUGAAGAAGACGAAGAGUCAGAGGACGCUGCCAAGACACCCGAAGGUGAAGAGACCGAAGUUGAAAACGAACCUGAGCCAGUGGUGACCCGCAACGCUGCUAUCCGCGCUCACUUGAGCGAUUUGGCCAAACUACUAAAAGAGGUGGAGGGCUUCGCCGAUGGUUCCUACAUGUAUAAAGUAAAGGUUGCUCGUGAGAACUUGAUUCAACAAUCCAAUGAUACAAUUGCUCGCGAAAGAAAGGCCGCUGAGGAAAGAGCCAAGCAAAUCGAAGAGAGAAAGAAGGGCGAGUCUGGUAAGUACCUUACUGCCGAACAGGCUGCCGAAGACAGGUUAAGACGCAUGAUGGAAGAAAAAGCUGCUGCUGAUUCGAGAAUGGAAAUUGAAGCCAAGCGUCGUGCUGAAGAAAAGUUGGAGCGUGAAAAAGCCAUGGUUAGAGAGAUGGAAAUGGUUAAAUUGAUUGAAGAAGUCAACGCCAAGGGUAUUAUCCACAUUGACCCUAAGGAUUCCAAGACUAUGACUGCAGAGGACAUUAGAAGAAUGACAAUUGAGCAGCUGUCAAAGGAUAAGAAGGAUCUAGAAGACCGUAUGAGGCACGCCUUUAAGAAAAUUGAUUACAUGGAAAGAGCAUUGAGAAAGGUUGAGUUGCCAGCUUUGGAGAAGGAUGCUGAAAAGCAGGAAUCUAGAGACUUAGAGAACUAUAACAAGAUGAAGACUAGACUGAUGGAGGCAGCCAGGAAAGAACACGAGGAGAACACUAAGUUGCACGAGCGUUUGGCGAAGAUGAACGAAGACUACAAAGCUUUCAAGGCUAACCUUGUAUCCACGAGAGGAGCUCAGCUGGCAGAAUUACGUGCUCAAAACAUCGCUAACUUUGAGGCUGCAAAGAAGGCCCGCAUCGACAAAAUCCGCCAAGAACGCUACGAACAGCUUGUUGAGGAAAGAAAGGCCGAGCUCAAAGCUGAGGAGGAGUCCGCACGUAUCGCCAAGGAGCGUGAAGAACGUCUCAGAGUUAACAAGGAGAAAGACGAGCUGUACAUCAAGCAAAGAGAAAGAGAAGAAGCCAUUGAGAAGCAACUUUCGUCUCAAAGAUCUGCACCUGCCGCAGCACCUGCAGCAGCAGCUCCUGCAGCUCCAGCUGGCAAGAUCUCUUACGCUGAGAGGAUGAGGCUGAGAAGACAAGGUAUUGAAGUUCCUGAUGCUGAACCAGUUAAUAGAACUCCAGCACCAGUUGCAGCACCAGCACCAGCACCAGAACCAGUUGCAGCACCAGCACCAGCACCAGUCGCAGCACCAGCACCAGCGCCGGUCGCAGCAUCAAUCCCCGCACCUGACGCGACUCCCGCAGCUAAAAAGGAGUUAUCUUUCGCCGAAAAAAUGAGGUUGAAGAGAGCCCAAAGAUAG
Lachancea nothofagi CBS 11611 is the source of this 2931-nucleotide messenger RNA. The record is from the annotation of a GenBank genome assembly. NCBI's taxonomy places the organism in Eukaryota, Fungi, Ascomycota, Saccharomycetes, Saccharomycetales, Saccharomycetaceae.